Molecule: messenger RNA, 2469 nt
Organism: Dama dama (fallow deer)
Lineage: Eukaryota; Metazoa; Chordata; Mammalia; Artiodactyla; Cervidae
Gene: MELK
Product: maternal embryonic leucine zipper kinase
Exons: 18
Coding region: 169-2121 (650 amino acids)
Biological process (GO): protein phosphorylation; intracellular signal transduction; microtubule cytoskeleton organization
Cellular component (GO): cytoplasm
Molecular function (GO): ATP binding; tau-protein kinase activity; protein serine/threonine kinase activity
Source: RefSeq, a predicted model, not a curated record
CGCGCGAGGUUUGAUUCCCUUGGCGGGCGGAAGCGGCCAGAACCUGACCAUCCCAAAGGUUUUCCGGGAUUGCGGUCCGGUGCGUCUGUCUUUCUGCCUGGUUCAGCCCCUCCCAGCCCUCCGCCCUCAGGUUCUUUUUAUAAUUUUGAGUAAACUUCCAGGAGGACCAUGAAAGAUUAUGAUGAACUUCUCAAAUACUAUGAAUUAUAUGAAACUAUUGGGACAGGUGGCUUUGCAAAGGUCAAACUUGCCUGCCAUAUCCUCACUGGAGAAAUGGUAGCUAUAAAAAUCAUGGAUAAAAAUGCGCUAGGGAGUGAUUUGCCUCGGGUCAAAACAGAAAUUGAUGCCUUGAAGAACCUAAGACAUGAGCAUAUAUGUCAACUCUACCAUGUGAUAGAGACAGCCAACAAAAUAUUCAUGGUUCUCGAGUAUUGCCCUGGAGGAGAGCUGUUUGACUACAUAAUUUCCCACGAUCGCCUGUCAGAGGAGGAGACCCGUAUUGUCUUCCGUCAGAUAGUAUCUGCAGUUGCUUACGUGCACAGCCAAGGCUAUGCUCACAGGGACCUCAAACCAGAAAAUUUGUUGUUUGAUGAAUAUCAUAAAUUAAAGCUGAUUGACUUUGGUCUCUGUGCAAAGCCCAAGGGUAACAAGGAUCAUCACCUGCAGACCUGCUGUGGGAGUCUUGCUUAUGCAGCACCUGAAUUAAUACAAGGCAACUCCUAUCUGGGAUCAGAGGCAGAUGUUUGGAGCAUGGGCAUACUCUUAUAUGUACUUAUGUGUGGCUUUCUACCAUUUGAUGACGAUAAUGUCAUGGCUUUGUACAAAAAGAUUAUGAGAGGGAAAUAUGACGUUCCUAAGUGGCUCUCGCCCAGUAGCGUUCUACUUCUUCAGCAAAUGCUACAGGUGGACCCAAAGAAACGGAUUUCUAUGAAAAAUCUCUUGAACCACCCCUGGAUCAUGCACGAUUACAACUGUCCUGUUGAGUGGCAAAGCAAGGCUCCUCUUAUUCACCUUGAUGAAGAUUGUGUAACGGAACUUUCUGUACAUCACAGAAACAACAGGCAAACUAUGGAGGAUUUAAUUUCACUGUGGCAGUAUGAUCACCUCACGGCUACUUACCUUCUGCUCCUAGCCAAGAAGGCUCGGGGAAAACCGGUUCGUUUAAGGCUUCUUUCUUCCUGUGGCCCGGCCAGCUCAACGCCAGUCACGAACCUGAAGUCAAAGAAUCUGAGUCUAGAAGAUAUGAUCACCAGUGACGAAAAUUAUGUGGCUGGAUUAAUAAACUAUGAAUGGUGUGAAGACAUUUCAUCAAGAGGUGUGGCUACUCCACAAACACCACAGUUUGCCAAGCAUUGGACAGAAUCAAAUGGCCUGGAAUCUACAUCAUUAACUCCAGUAUUAUGCAGGGCAUCUGCCAAUAAAUUAAAGAACAAAGAAAAUGUAUAUACUCCUAAGUCCACUGUAAAGAAUGAAGAGUGCUUUGUAUUUCCUGAGCCAAAGACUCCAGUUAAUAAGAACCAGUAUAAAAGAGAAAUACUCACUACACCCAAUCAUUACAGUACACCCUCAAAAGCUGGAAACCAGUUCCUGAAAGAAACCCCAAUUAAAAUGCCGGUCAAUUCAACAGGAACAGAGAAGUUAAUAACAGGAGUCAUUAGCCCUGAGAGGCGGUGUCGCUCAGUAGAACUCAAUCUCAACCAAGUACAUGUAGAGGAAACUCCCAAAAGAAAAGGAACCAAAGUGUUUGGGAGCCUCGAGAAGGGGUUGGAUAAGGUUAUCACAGUGCUUACCAGGAGCAAAAGGAAAGGCUCUGUCAAAGAUGGGCCAAGAAGACUAAAGCCUCACUAUAAUGUGACUACAACCAGAUUAGUGAAUCCAGAUCAACUCUUGAAUGAAAUAAUGUCUGUUCUUCCAAAGAAGCACGUUGACUUUGUCCAGAAGGGCUAUACACUGAAGUGUCAAACACAGUCGGAUUUUGGCAAAGUGACGAUGCAGUUUGAGCUAGAAGUGUGCCAGCUUCAGAAACCUGACGUGGUGGGCAUCCGGAGGCAGCGGCUUAAGGGUGACGCCUGGGUUUACAAGAGAUUAGUGGAAGACAUCCUAUCUAGCUGCAAGGUUUAAUUGAUGGAUGGUCUCCUUCCUGCUUGAUGAGUAUGGGUGUGAUACAGCCUAUGUGGAGCCUGGCGUGAUUGGUUUGAUUUUUCAAGUCCACUGGAAGUACAAACUCAUGUCUAAAGAGCUGUCUCAAAGACCAAUAUCUUUGUUUUUAGACAGAAGAUACUAUUUUGUGGGUGAACCUAAGGCAAGCCCGUCUGUCAUUAUCUAUUACUGUCUUUUUAAAUCAUGCGCUUUAUAUAUUAAUAACUGUUUACUUUCUUAGAGUCACUUUCAUACAUGAAUGUAAGCUCUUAACUAUGUCUUCUUUUUAAUGUGUAAUUUCUUUCUGAAAUAAAAUCAUUUGUGAACAUA